Maniola jurtina (meadow brown) is the source of this 3034-nucleotide messenger RNA. RefSeq names its product phospholipid scramblase 2 (gene scramb1). The transcript has 7 exons. NCBI's taxonomy places the organism in Eukaryota, Metazoa, Arthropoda, Insecta, Lepidoptera, Nymphalidae. Gene Ontology annotation, biological process: plasma membrane phospholipid scrambling. The record is from RefSeq and is a predicted model, not a curated record. Gene Ontology annotation, cellular component: plasma membrane. Gene Ontology annotation, molecular function: phospholipid scramblase activity. The coding region runs from base 783 to 3032 and encodes 749 amino acids.
GGUUCCGUAGUAAACAAACCGCUUGAUUGCAUUGUUGUGGGAAAUGAAAUUGAUGAAAUUCGGUGAUGUACUAUGUUACGAAAAAGCACGAAUGAUCCCGAUUCUUCAAUAGCAAAGUAUUCCUUUGGGAGUUCUCUACUUUUUAACCGACGCGGACGCGACGUCCAAAAAGGGAGUGGUUUUCAAUUUGGCCCGUUUUUAUAAUGUUUUUUCAAAGUUCCUGGACUAAUUUUUAAGUUUUUCUUAAUUGACACAGGAAUUGUCAUAAUAAAGCUUAUCGUGAAUUAUUAUUCAAGUAGGCACACUGAUGAUGCAUGGAUACAGCACUUCCAAACUAUUCAGGAUCUGCUAAUGGUGCAAUAUUAUUUGAGAACCAAGCGAAUUUCUUAGACAUUUCUUUUAUAUAAAACUACCAUUUAAAAAAUAAUGACCGCCAAAAUUUUUAACAACUGAAUUAGCUACGGAACCCUACCUAGCGUGUUCAGGCACACACCUGACCGGUUUUUUUUUACAUUUUAUUUUAUUUACGUCAUCUGGUCGAUCGUGGACGGACAAGACGUUUUUAGAAUUUUAAGUUUCUCUAGCACAAUUAGGUCUUAUUCACAAUCACUAAAGUUACUAGAAUCUCUAAAGUUAACAAUCGGGUUCUAAUCUUUGAAAUCAGUGCUGGUUAGGUACAUACGAGAUUUCAUAGCAGUUGUGUAAAGACACUUUCUAUAGGUACUUACUUACCGGCGAAAUAGUAUAACUAUCCUUCACCUUCAGUAUAUUUUUAGUGAAAAAUGUCGCACAAACCUACACCAUAUAGCCCGAACUUCCCAGCAAGUCAAGGUUAUGGCCCUCCAGAGGAAGAAGCCAAAAAGAAUGAAAGUUAUCCAAUGCAUGCGCAAGGAGGCUACCCAGGUCCACCCGGUCCAAUGCUACCGCCAGGAGCUCAGCCAUUACCUGGCAUGCACUCUGGAUUCCAGCCAGGAUUCCAGCCUGGAUUCCAACCUGGAUUUGCUCCUGGCUACCCACAACCUCAAUCUGGCUACCCACAUCCCCAGCCUGGUUACCCUGCACCAGUUGUCCAACAACCAGGCCCGCAAGGUCCAGGUGGCUGGAUGACUAUUCCGCAAGCUCCCACCAAUUGUCCUCCAGGUUUGGAAUACCUAUCUAUGAUUGACCAGCUGCUCGUGAAGCAGAAAGUGGAGCUACUGGAAGCGUUUGUGGGAUUCGAGACCAACAACAAGUACACAGUGAAGAAUGCUCUCGGCCAGAAGGUGUACUACGCUGUUGAGGACAACGAUUGUUGCACUCGGAAUUGUUGCGGCCCCAUGCGUCCGUUCGACAUGAAAAUUAUGGAUAACUUUAGGAAUGAGGUGAUCCACUUGCACCGGCCGCUGGCGUGCGACUCGUGCUGGUGCCCGUGCUGGCUGCAGAGCAUGGAGGUGACGGCGCCGCCCGGCACCGUGGUGGGCAGCAUCGAGCAGGAGUGGUCGAUCUGCAAGCCCUGCUACGUCAUCAAGAACGCGGCCGGCGACGUGGUGCUGCGCAUCAAGGGCCCCAUCUGCACGUAUUCCAUCUGCGGCGAUGUUGAGUUCAAUGUAAGUGUUGACUCGUGCUGGUGCCCGUGCUGGCUGCAGAGCAUGGAGGUGACGGCGCCGCCCGGCACCGUGGUGGGCAGCAUCGAGCAGGAGUGGUCGAUCUGCAAGCCCUGCUACGUCAUCAAGAACGCGGCCGGCGACGUGGUGCUGCGCAUCAAGGGCCCCAUCUGCACGUAUUCCAUCUGCGGCGAUGUUGAGUUCAAUGUAAGUGUUGACUCGUGCUGGUGCCCGUGCUGGCUGCAGAGCAUGGAGGUGACGGCGCCGCCCGGCACCGUGGUGGGCAGCAUCGAGCAGGAGUGGUCGAUCUGCAAGCCCUGCUACGUCAUCAAGAACGCGGCCGGCGACGUGGUGCUGCGCAUCAAGGGCCCCAUCUGCACGUAUUCCAUCUGCGGCGAUGUUGAGUUCAAUGUAAGUGUUGACUCGUGCUGGUGCCCGUGCUGGCUGCAGAGCAUGGAGGUGACGGCGCCGCCCGGCACCGUGGUGGGCAGCAUCGAGCAGGAGUGGUCGAUCUGCAAGCCCUGCUACGUCAUCAAGAACGCGGCCGGCGACGUGGUGCUGCGCAUCAAGGGCCCCAUCUGCACGUAUUCCAUCUGCGGCGAUGUUGAGUUCAAUGUAAGUGUUGACUCGUGCUGGUGCCCGUGCUGGCUGCAGAGCAUGGAGGUGACGGCGCCGCCCGGCACCGUGGUGGGCAGCAUCGAGCAGGAGUGGUCGAUCUGCAAGCCCUGCUACGUCAUCAAGAACGCGGCCGGCGACGUGGUGCUGCGCAUCAAGGGCCCCAUCUGCACGUAUUCCAUCUGCGGCGAUGUUGAGUUCAAUGUAAGUGUUGACUCGUGCUGGUGCCCGUGCUGGCUGCAGAGCAUGGAGGUGACGGCGCCGCCCGGCACCGUGGUGGGCAGCAUCGAGCAGGAGUGGUCGAUCUGCAAGCCCUGCUACGUCAUCAAGAACGCGGCCGGCGACGUGGUGCUGCGCAUCAAGGGCCCCAUCUGCACGUAUUCCAUCUGCGGCGAUGUUGAGUUCAAUGUAAGUGUUGACUCGUGCUGGUGCCCGUGCUGGCUGCAGAGCAUGGAGGUGACGGCGCCGCCCGGCACCGUGGUGGGCAGCAUCGAGCAGGAGUGGUCGAUCUGCAAGCCCUGCUACGUCAUCAAGAACGCGGCCGGCGACGUGGUGCUGCGCAUCAAGGGCCCCAUCUGCACGUAUUCCAUCUGCGGCGAUGUUGAGUUCAAUGUAUACUCCAGAGAUGGCGAGACGAAAGUGGGCAAGAUAACUAAGCAGUGGUCGGGGCUCGCCCGCGAGAUGUUCACGGACUCCGACUACUUCGGGAUAACAUUCCCGAUGGACUUGGAUGUCAGGAUAAAGGCAGUUCUGCUUGGAGCGUGCUUCUUGAUUGAUUUUAUGUUCUUCGAGAAAUCUGGCAACCAAGAAAGCGACGGUCCUGGAAUGCUUUAAAA